CCCUCCACACAUCUCACGCCGCCGUGCUUCCCACACCGCAUCUUGGAAACGCCAUCAUGCAUCCUUGGCGGCGUUGAGGGACUGUGCGGAAUGCUCCCUCUGCACCCUCUGCGCCUUCUUCUGGGUCAACCGCCCGGUGUGGUUUGCUACCGGUGCGGGCGACCUCCAGAGUCCCAUCGAGGCCAAGCUCGAAGCUGUCGACCCAUCCUCGGGGCAACUCGGCAUUGUGCUAAAGGAGAAAGAUACCUGCCAACGUUUGGCCUUCACAAUGAUCGAGAAGACAUUCUGCCCCUACACCCGCUAGGCCCCACAACAUCCUCUCCGCACACGUUUAAACUCGCCAAUUUAUGGCUGGAUAAAUGCCUCAAUAACCAUUCCGAGUGCACAUCCAGAUUCACCCCUGGCGAUCGUCUGCCAACCCGUUUGAUUGAGAUACGCACUCACGAUCCCAAACGGCCAAAGUCUGCUCGCCUCCGCUGGGGAGCAACGUUGCCGACGGGUACAACCUACGUGACCCUGAGCCACUGUUGGGGCGUGGAACGUUUCUUGACACUAACCACACAAAACGAAGCUCACAUGAUGAACGAGGUGCCGUUGGAUGCCUUGGCGAUCAAGUUUCGUGAUGCCAUCGAGAUAACCUCCGGGCUUGGCUUCGGCUAUCUUUGGAUCGACAGUUUAUGUAUUCUUCAGGAUUCGCCAGAAGAUUGGGGUGCUGAAUCUGCACGAAUGGCUCAGGUUUUCGAACAUUCCGCCCUGACCAUCGCCGCAACAUGUUCACCAAGCGCCAGCUUCGGAUGUUUUGCGAAGAGACCAGCUCACUCUGAUUCCUGCCUCUUGCCAGAAGGCGCAUCGUCUAUUCUGGACGGCAAGGCCUCCUGGCUUACAACCCAGAAGAAAGAAGACGCGUUUUGGCUCGAGAAUGUGGAAUCUCAUUCGCUACCACUGCAAAUGAGAGGAUGGACCUUACAGGAACGACUACUAUCGCCCAGAAUUCUCUACUUCUCAAACGACGGGAUCUUUUGGGAAUGCAAUAAGGUGUGUGCCUCAGAAAUAUGGCAUAGCCAUAACCGGACACCCAAGCAGUGGAUCUCGCUCCUGAAGAUCCCGCCAACAAUCUCAAAGAAGAUGACCAUAUCAUGGCACGAGCUUUGGAUCACCUUACUCGUGGACUAUUCGCAAAGACUUUUAUCAUACCCUGAUCGGGACAAACUCGUAGCUGUCUCUGGCAUAGCUAAAGCGUUCCAAAAUCUCCUCCGGGAACGUUACUUCGCCGGCUUAUGGGAGGGAGAUAUGCUUCGAGCGCUAUGUUGGCAGAAGUCGUAUUCACCUGAUACUUCGCCUAUGUCACCUGAAGCACUCCUUUAUCGAGCCCCUUCGUGGUCAUGGGCGUCGGUCGAUGGCAAACUUGAGUUCGAUCUGAGGUGGUACAAAUCUCCCAAGGAGCUCAGAUAUCUUGCGGAAAUCAAACAUGUCGAAGCCGAUCUGGCAACGGAAGAUCCUAUGGGUCAGCUGAAAGGGGGAUCCAUCAAGCUUAUGGGAUUCCCCAUGCAUCUUCUCGUAUACCCCAACUCUGCAAUUCCUGCAGAUACUUGCAACGGUUGGCUGAAGUGCGUUUGGGAUAAGCGUUUUCAAAACAUAACUUGGGAUCGGGAACCAACCAGAGUCACCUAUCCUCGGAACUUGUGGUGCUUACCAAUUGUUCACAGAUCGCUGCCAAACAGUGGUACUUUGAACCACAUAUUUUGUCUUCUGUUGGAACCUGCGGAUCCCGAAUCAGAAACCCCCAACAAGUUCUAUCGAGUAGGCCUCCUGGCACAAUCUAACUUUCUGUCCAAAUACCAGUGGGAACUCGAAGACUCAAGAGAGAUCACAAUUAUUUAAGUUCAGCCUAGAACUUUUUAGGAUUUUUGUAUUAACCAGCAAUGGUUAAAAUCCGUCACCGUCAAGCGAAAUUCAUCGCCUAAGAAGCUUGUAACGUCCGUCACCAUGAAACGAGAUUCACCGUGAAGCGAGACGGUGAUACUUGUAUGGAGUAGAAGAAGAGACCCAGCCAUGAUGCGCAGAGUCUGCGUGUGCUCUA
Messenger RNA from Aplosporella prunicola CBS 121167, 2080 nucleotides. RefSeq lists its product as uncharacterized. NCBI's taxonomy places the organism in Eukaryota, Fungi, Ascomycota, Dothideomycetes, Botryosphaeriales, Aplosporellaceae. The transcript has 2 exons. The record is from RefSeq and is a predicted model, not a curated record. Bases 91 to 1881 code for a protein of 596 amino acids.